Molecule: messenger RNA, 1500 nt
Organism: Nothoprocta perdicaria
Lineage: Eukaryota; Metazoa; Chordata; Aves; Tinamiformes; Tinamidae
Gene: ASCC1
Product: activating signal cointegrator 1 complex subunit 1
Exons: 10
Coding region: 9-1121 (370 amino acids)
Biological process (GO): regulation of DNA-templated transcription; DNA alkylation repair
Cellular component (GO): nucleus
Molecular function (GO): RNA binding
Source: RefSeq, a predicted model, not a curated record
GGUGGGAGAUGAUGGUUUCUCUGAAAGAGAGUGCUGUCCUUAGAAAGAGGAGCACCAUGGAAGUGCUACGUCCCACCCUGAUAAGGAUUGGGGGAAGAAUUUAUAGGAAAAAUCUCAUUCAGGAGCAGACCUACCACCCUGAAGAGGAAGCGGAUUUCUAUGCAGGCCCUGGUGACUGCGCGGAUGAACCGUGCGAUGCCUUUGCGGUGGAGGAGACCGAGAAAGGCUUCCAGUGCCGAGUGGAGGUUCCCAGCCCGCUUUACAAGUACAUCAUUGGGAAGAAGGGAGAGACCAAGAAGCGGUUAGAGACGGAGACUCGGACCUCCAUCAGCAUUCCCAGGCCUGGAGUGGAGGGAGAAAUCGUGAUCACGGGCGAGCAGCGCAGCGGCGUCGCCUCGGCCCGCACGCGUCUGGACGUGCUCCUCGAGAGCGUGCGCAAGAAGCAGCCCUUCACGCACUUCCUCUCCUUCGCCCUCAACCAGCCCGUCGUGCAGGAGAGGUUCCUGCAGUUCAAGGAGCAGGUGCUGGAGAAAUGCUCCAAGGACCCCGGCGUGAGCAGCAGCCUGUUCCAGAACCCCGCGAAGCUGCACCUGACGCUGGGGACCCUGGUGCUGCUGAGCGAGCAGGAGAUCCGCAAGGCGUGCGAGCUCCUGCGCCGCUGCAAGGACGACUUCGUGGACCAAAUCACCGGAGGCAGCCCCCUGGUCGUGGAGGUGGCAGGGGUGGAGUACAUGAACGAUGACCCUACCAUGACCRACGUCCUCUACGCGAAAGUCCACAUGAAGGAUGGCUCAGACAGGCUGCAGGUGCUCGCGGAUAAACUGGUGGAGCGCUUUGUGGCCUCCGGCCUCAUGCUGAAGGAGUGGGAUAGGGUGAAGCUCCACGCCACUGUCAUGAACACCCUCUUCAGGAAGGACCCCAGUGCUGAAGAGCGAAGCAGCUCAGCGGCUGGUAAAUCGUCUUGCAAGGAACGGGAGUCCUUUAAUGGCCAGAACAUCCUCAAGCUCUUUGAGAACUUCUCCUUCGGCGAGGUGCAGCUGGACUCGGUGCGUCUCUCUCAGCGCUUCUCCUCGGACGCCUCCGGCUACUACGCGACCUCCGGCCAGCUGACGUUUUCCUGAAGCAGGAACGCGACUCCCAUCCGUGCCCGGAGGCACAGAGAUCCAUCAGGGAAGUACAUUUUCACAGGACGGGCAUUUUGGCCAGAAACCCAGGAGCUCCCAACAAGGAUGCCUCAUUCCACAAGUGCUUUGCAGCCAGGAACAGGCUUUGCUCUUCCUCCAUGGUGCUUUUUUCCCUCGGGAAAACUGGUGCGGGCUCCGUUGGGGGUGUCCCUACUGCUCGAAAGUGACUUUAUUCCAGAAGGGGAUUUCACGGUGUCGAGGCUGGGCGCUGCUGGCGUCUCCAGCCGCGUGGUGUUGAUCUCCCAGCGAAUGAAUUAGCUUCAAAAGCAGCCUGUUUAUCUCCUGUUGCGUUGAUAGCUGCUGUAAUUAAAAUUCC